Molecule: messenger RNA, 3522 nt
Organism: Hippoglossus stenolepis (Pacific halibut)
Lineage: Eukaryota; Metazoa; Chordata; Actinopteri; Pleuronectiformes; Pleuronectidae
Gene: kcnip4a
Product: potassium voltage-gated channel interacting protein 4a
Exons: 8
Coding region: 623-1297 (224 amino acids)
Biological process (GO): regulation of potassium ion transmembrane transport
Cellular component (GO): voltage-gated potassium channel complex
Molecular function (GO): potassium channel regulator activity; calcium ion binding
Source: RefSeq, a predicted model, not a curated record
AGUAGAGCGAGCAGCAGGCGCACUACGAGAUCAAGUGUGGGAGUGUGUGUGUGUUUGUUUGUGUGUCUCAGGGAGAGAGGGGGGGAGAGGCUCGCUGGAUCACCACUGUAUUGUGAAGCGAGUAGUGUGUGUGAUCUGAAGUAACGCGGAGGGAGGAAGAGGGGAGGUGUUUGCUCAGAGGAGUGACAGGGAAAAGUCCAGAGGAGUAGGAGCGAGUGUUGGGAGGAAGGUUAAAGGGACUGAGAGAAGCCCCUUCUCCACCUUUCCCCCAGAGAGCAGGAGGUGAACGGCCGGUAAGCAAACAUUAAUGUCACACGUCCCCAGCGUUGAUCAGACAGAGCUUGUCCUGGACCCACGGAUACACACUCAGCCGCACAACGCGCUUUCCACUCACUCAUGCUCAUCACUCCCGCCAGACGCGAGGGCCACGCUGUCACAGCCAGAGGAGCGGAGGAGAGAGCAAGAGGACACUAGCACCGGCAGGGUUUUUUCUUUUUCUUCCCUUUUUGAAAUAAAAGGCAUCACUGGAUUUCUUUUUCGUUUUUUUCUUUCAAAACCCUGAAAUCAGAGUCCUGACCUUUUCCAAGCACCCCCCCUCCCCCCCUCUGCCCAAGGAGCAAAGAUGAGCUGCAGGAGAAGGUGCAAGCGAGAGAUCUUCAAGUUCGCACAGUACCUGUUCAGGUUCAUCACGGGCACGCUCAACACCGACAGCGUUGAAGAUGAGCUUGAACUAUCCGCAGUCCGCCAUCGCCCCGAGGGCCUGGAGCAGCUCGAAGCCCAGACCCGUUUCUCCCGCAAGGAGCUGCAGAUCCUUUACCGCGGCUUCAAGAACGAGUGCCCCAGCGGAGUCGUCAACGAAGACACGUUCAAGGACAUCUACUCGCAGUUCUUCCCACAAGGAGACGCCUCCACGUACGCACAUUUCCUGUUCAAUGCAUUUGACACGGAUCACAACGGCUCUGUUAGUUUUGAGGAUUUCGUCAUGGGCCUCUCUAUCCUUUUGCGAGGCACCGUCCAGGAAAAGCUCAACUGGGCUUUCAACCUCUACGAUAUCAACAAAGACGGAUAUAUCACCAAAGAGGAAAUGCUGGACAUCAUGAAGGCCAUCUACGACAUGAUGGGGAAAUGCACGUACCCCGCCCUCAGGGAGGAGACGCCUCGUCAGCACGUGGAAGUUUUCUUUCAGAAGAUGGAUAAGAAUAAAGACGGAGUGGUAACCAUAGACGAGUUCAUCGACUGCUGCCAAAAUGAUGAAAACAUCAUGAGAUCAAUGCACCUCUUUGAAAACGUUCUCUAGCUUUCGGCCGAGCGUCGGAGAACAACACCAUCUUUAGCUCGGCCCAAUAACUGACUUGGACUCGUACUGUGUACAGUGUGCUAUGCAGAACCUUUGAUCAUAGACUAAGCUGUUGUCCACGACUGGGGGGCCAUGGGCAGGAGCACGCUGGGGAACACUCUGGAAUCCAGUCGCCUUUUCCGAACGCGAUAUUGGAAAAAUUAACGACGAAAAAAGUUAAUUGAAAGGACAGAAAAAAAUAACGGUUUUCUGCAGCUCCGGUUUGAAAAUUUCACUUCAAGGUUUAUUUCCACCAUCUGUCUCCGGAGUCGUGUUUGUUUCUUUCUGUUUGCCGUCUGUAAACUGUGUUAGCCUUCAAUGUUGGAAACACACUGGGAAUAAGGAGGGUCUGGGCUGGUUUUCUUUUCCGUCGCAGCUUUGACUUGUUUUAUGUGCUGCCAAGUGAAAUCACUGUGACUUUUAACGGCAUCACCAGAAAAAAGAGGAAAAACAAACAGGAAAUCAUGUUUCAACAUUCCAGACUGGGGGUUUGAUUCCAGAGUGUUCCUACGCUUUGCUCUUUUGAAGGAAAAAAACACACAUUGUACCAUUUUAAAAUUGUAUAUACUAUAGGUAAUAUAUAUAUAUGAACUCUAUGAGAAACUUUAGUUCAUGUUUACUUGCCAACGAGGAUGAGACGACACGAGGACACUGAUGUCAAAAUCGGACCAUGACGCGGGCGGUUUGUCCACAGAAGCACACCGGUAGCUCCAUUUACCCAUGAGUAUAAAAUCGGGCGGGUUAAAUAAAUGCUGCUUCCAGUGUAUUUCAUUUCACCCUGUGUAUGUAUAUGAUCUGUAAAGUAAACCAUCUAUCAUUUUUUUUUUUUUUAUUUCAGUUUCUGAAGCACUGAGAGGAGUUUACACUGAGAGGAGUGUCCGAGGUUAUUUAUAUGGUGUUUUGGCCGUUGUUUAAAAAAACACUGUCAGUUGUACGGUAUUCAAAUGAAAAUUCACUUUUCACAUAAUUCACUGUUUUUCAUAAGACAAACAGCAGCGAGGUUCGGUUGGUGGGUACAAACUAUUUUGCUCGUCAUGUUCUGGGUUCCUGCUGCUUUCCAACUCUCCUGUGGGCUCGGGUCCAGCUCCCCCUGAACCCCGACCAUUCAGCCUGAUUGGUUCCUGCUGCCUUUGAUUAAAGCAUUGAUUGGCCCCAAAUGUGUGCAAAACAAAAGGCAUGCUGGGCAGGAGUUCACCGACUCGCUCAUGGGAAACUACUGAGGUACUGCCAACUGCAAGUGUCUGGAUGUAAUGUGAGUAAUGAGUGUUUCUGGCUGCGGCCGCAAAUCUGAGUUACACCUGAUAAUCAGUUUGAUGCAUUUGACAGUUUAUCAUGUUGUUUUUCAUCAUUACACUGUAUGAGCAGAAAUCGGAGUCACAAACUUAAAGGAAAGUCAUGUUGGUUAAUUUAUUCAGCAAAGAAAAUGGCAGGUUCUUCCCAUUUGUAUUCUUUUUAACUCGUGUUUCCCGGAGAUGAGAUGAUGUGUAUAUUUCCAUCAAGAAAUAGCAUCGAACCUGACUUUCUGUUUAUUUGUGUUUGUGUGCCUUGCUGUUUGUAAAACUGUAAGUUCAUGUUUUUAUUCUCGGUACGUAACUGUAUUAAAAAUAGGGGGGGAUACAAAUCACUUUUAAAACAUCCCGGCGGAUGCAGAUACUAUUUUCUGAAAAAGUAAAUUGUAGGACAUUUUUACAUCUCUUCUGUAAAUAGGAUCCGAAGCAUCCGAGGCGCUGGUCACACACUUUGGUGUUUGUCUUAGAGAAUAUUUUGUAGUACUGUGAUAGGUGGGAAAACACAGUAUUUAUUCAUGUAAAUGGACAAAACAUCUGUCACGUUAAGAUCUCACAAGACCACAGUGAUCGGGCCGCAGCUUUUCCUUCGGCUGUGCAUUUCUUAUGAUGGCGCAUGUGGAAUUGUUGGGUUUGACUGAAAUUAAUCCUCGACUGUAUAUUCCGAAAUGUCUUUUGUAUGCUCGUCCAUGACCUUUUAGAAGUAGUUUAUUACCCAAUAAGAGCAGAGCAUGUGUGAGGAUGAAAAAGUGCAUUGUUCCUUUUUUUUUUGUGUCUGACUGAAGAGCGGUUGUCUGGUGCCCCCUUGUGGCGACAAGAAGAUGGCACACGCUGAGGCAAAAUAUUGCCAGUUGGACUGGAUUUAACAAACAAAACAAAAAUAAAUUCUACAUCUACAGA